UUUAUGCAGACCAAAAUAAAAAUGUCCCCAGCUUGAAAUAACAGUGCAGAUCCGCCGAUCAAUCCACAUUCAGAGAAGGCAAGCUCUGUCAACAAAUAGGGUUUUUCUGAUCAGAAAUUAAAUUAAAAUUGACUCCGAUUGAUUACGCGAUUUUCUUGACUGUGGCAGUCAAUAAGAAGAAGAAAAAAGAAGGAACUAAAAACGAUCGCAUGAAUGAAUACCUCAGCGAACAAAAUUCUCUUCUUCUUAUUGGUUUCUUCUUUGCUCUUAAGCUCUUAUGUUAAUGGAGAGGAUUCAUCGUCAUCAUCAUCCACCAAUAAGUUUCGGGAGCGCGAGGCUAGCGAUGACGCUCUCGGUUACCCUGAAAUAGAUGAGGAUUCAUUGUUGAAUACACAGUGCCCUAAAAAUUUAGAGCUCAGAUGGCAGACUGAAGUUAGCUCUAGUAUUUAUGCUUCUCCUUUGAUUGCUGAUAUUAAUAGUGAUGGGAAGCUUGAUAUAGUGGUUCCUUCUUUUGUUCAUUAUCUUGAAGUUCUUGAAGGUUCCGAUGGAGAUAAAAUGCCAGGUUGGCCUGCUUUCCAUCAGUCAACGGUGCAUGCGAGUCCUCUUUUAUAUGAUAUUGACAAGGAUGGUGUUAGAGAAAUUGCUUUGGCUACAUACAAUGGUGAAGUUCUCUUCUUCAGGGUGUCAGGCUACAUGAUGACAGAGAAAUUGGUGGUACCUCGUAGGAGAGUUAAGAAAGAUUGGUAUGUGGGUUUGAAUAUUGACCCUGUGGAUCGUUCUCAUCCAGAUGUUCAUGAUGACCAAAUUAUCUUGGAGGCUAUGGAAAAGAAGUCAGAGGCUCAAACAACUGGAAGCACACCAGAAAAGACCAGUUCAGGUUCUGGAUCAACAGAAAGUAUUCUUCCACAGAAUGGAACUGAUAAUGUGAAUGAGAAUAAAACAGAGCCUUUAAUCAAACUGGGCACAAGUGCUGAUGAUCCUUCUAAAAGUACUGAGUCAGUUGGACUAAAUAAUCCUGAGAACGGGAACAACACUGGGUCAGUUGGGCUAGAUAACUCUGAGAAGAGGGACAGUGCUGGGUCAGUUGGAACUAAUAGUACUGAGAAGGGAACAAACACUGGGAGACGACUGCUGCAAGAUGACCACACCAAGGGUUCCCAGGAAAGUGGUUCAGAAUCCAAGGAGAAGAACAGUGAGGAUGUUCAUGAAGCAACUGUGGAAAAUGAUGAAGGGUUGGAAGCAGAUGCCGACUCUUCGUUUGAGUUAUUCCGUGACAGUGAUGAACUAGCUGAUGAGUAUAGUUAUGAUUAUGAUGAUUACGCUGAUGAUGGCAUGUGGGGAGAUGAGGAGUGGACUGAAGAGAUGCACGAGAAAUUGGAGGAUUAUGUCAACAUCGAUUCACAUAUCUUGUGCACUCCUGUCAUAGCAGACAUCGAUCAAGAUGGCGUAUCCGAAAUGAUUGUUGCAGUUUCUUACUUCUUUGAUCAUGAGUAUUAUGACAAUCCAGAGCAUUUGAAAGAACUGGGUGGCAUCGAUAUUGGAAAAUAUGUCGCUGGUUCUAUUGUGGUAUUUAACCUUGAUACAAAGCAAGUUAAGUGGACUAAAGAAUUGGAUUUAAGUACCGAUACUUCCACGUCCAACCGUGCAUAUAUAUAUUCGUCUCCAACAGUGGUUGAUUUGGAUGGGGAUGGAAAUUUGGACAUUCUUGUUGGAACUUCAUUUGGCUUGUUUUAUGUCCUGGAUCAUCAUGGAAAUAUUAGAAAAAAUUUCCCCCUUGAGAUGGCUGAAAUUCAAGGUGCCGUAGUUGCAGCUGAUAUCAACGAUGAUGGCAAAAUAGAAUUAGUAACUACAGAUACACAUGGAAAUGUUGCUGCUUGGACCUCACAAGGAAAAGAAAUUUGGGAGAGGCAUCUAAAGAGUCUUGUUUCCCAGGGCCCAACUGUAGGUGAUGUUGAUGGAGAUGGCCGAACUGAUGUUGUAGUUCCAACACUAUCAGGGAACAUAUAUGUUCUUAGCGGCAAGGAUGGCUCAGAUGUUCGUCCAUACCCAUAUAGAACUCAUGGUAGGGUGAUGAAUCAAGUCCUUCUCGUUGAUUUAAGUAAGCGGGGGGAGAAAAGCAAGGGACUCAGUCUUGUGACAACAUCAUUUGAUGGAUACUUGUACCUUAUAGAUGGGCCUACUUCUUGUGCUGAUGUUAUUGAUAUUGGUGAAACUUCGUAUAGCAUGGUCUUAGCAGACAAUGUUGACGGCGGAGAUGACCUUGACCUAGUUGUCACAACAAUGAACGGAAAUGUGUUUUGCUUCUCGACUCCUGUUCCACAUCAUCCCCUCAAGGCUUGGAGAUCAGCCAAUCAAGGAAGAAACAAUAUUGCAAACCGUCACAACCGCGAAGGGGUCUAUAUUACACCUUCAUCAAGAGCCUUUCGUGACGAGGAGGGAAAGAACUUCUGGAUGGAAAUUGAGAUUGUAGAUAAUUAUCGAUACCCUUCUGGGUCUCAAGCACCAUAUAAAGUCUCUACGACCUUGUUAGUUCCAGGUAAUUAUCAAGGUGAGAGAAGGAUAAGGCAAAAUGAAACCUAUGUCCGUCCCGGAAAAUAUCGCAUUAAACUUCCAACAGUUGGAGUAAGGACUACGGGAACAGUAUUGGUGGAGAUGGUUGAUAAGAAUGGAGUUCACUUCUCAGAUGAGUUCUCUCUCACAUUUCAUAUGUAUUAUUAUAAACUGCUAAAGUGGCUUCUAGUCCUCCCAAUGCUUGGGAUGUUUGGUGUGCUGGUCAUUCUUCGUCCACAAGAUGCCGUGCCUUUACCAUCAUUUUCACGGAACACUGACCUAUGAAUUAUGUCAUCCUGUGUCAAUCUUCCAUGCCGAGCUGAGUAGAUAGUUUGAGCUGACCUGUCAGGAACUUCAGAUGGUUAAAAAAUUGGACCACACGAGGAGCAUUGGUGGAGGGGUUUCAAGCGAUCUGUUUAAUUUUUGGACAGUGUAAGAUCGGAACUUGUAACAUAAUUAAAGUUGAGAUGAGUAGGUAUUUUACAUUGUUAUACGAAAAGAUAGGGAGGCUAGAUGUUAAUGUUCUUCCCAAAAUCAGAUUUUAGCUCUGAAAAUUGAGUUAUAUCCGGAGACAGUAGAUCAGGAAAUACAUGCUCUAUUUGAUUCCCUAGUCCCUGGAUAUUAUCACCACAUUUUCUUCAGCUGACUAAUUGUAGUGCCUUCGGUAA
Molecule: messenger RNA, 3218 nt
Organism: Mercurialis annua (annual mercury)
Lineage: Eukaryota; Viridiplantae; Streptophyta; Magnoliopsida; Malpighiales; Euphorbiaceae
Product: protein DEFECTIVE IN EXINE FORMATION 1
Exons: 13
Coding region: 214-2835 (873 amino acids)
Molecular function (GO): protein binding
Source: RefSeq, a predicted model, not a curated record